This is a messenger RNA of Pneumocystis carinii B80, 2052 nucleotides long. RefSeq lists its product as hypothetical. Gene Ontology annotation, cellular component: nucleolus. The record is from RefSeq and is a predicted model, not a curated record. NCBI's taxonomy places the organism in Eukaryota, Fungi, Ascomycota, Pneumocystomycetes, Pneumocystales, Pneumocystaceae. The transcript is spliced from 8 exons. Gene Ontology annotation, biological process: DNA replication initiation. Gene Ontology annotation, molecular function: chromatin binding. Bases 45 to 2006 code for a protein of 653 amino acids.
AAAUAAAUAUAAAGUGAAAAAAAAGAGGGAAAAAAAGGGAUUUGAUGGGUAAAAACAGGAAGGGAAGGAUAGAACGAGUUAGGAGAAGCAAAAUAUCGAAAAAAGCGGGAGUUUUGGAGAAAAAUGGAGCAUUAAAAAGGGUUAAUAAGAAAAUGAAAAAAAAAAAAGAAAUAAACAAGAAAAAAGAUACAAAAAAUAGAUAUUAUAGAGAAGAUUAUAAAGAGGAAGAAUUGCCAUAUGAAAAGGUGCAUCGUAGUUUUGGUCAGAAAGAAGAUUUAUUAGAUACAUUUAGAUUGCCAAUCAAAACAAAGGAUGGACAAAUUUAUUUAAGAAAAGGGAAAAAUAGAAUAGAAGAGGCAUCUAUAGAAUCAUCAGAUACAUUUAAAGUUAAAAAUGAGGAAAAAGAUGUAAAAAUAGAAAAAGAGGAAGAAAAGGAUAUAAAAGAGAAAUUGGCAUCAAUAGCACAAAUAAUUAUUGAAAACCCAGAGGAAAAUAUUGAGCAAUUGAAAACAUUGUAUGAUAUGACAAUGUCAGAUACGAUAUCUAUUCAACGUUUGGGAUUAUUAACACAACUUGCAGUGUAUAGAGACAUUAUACCUGGAUAUUCUAUUCGUCCAUUAACAGAAAUAGAAAAAGCAUCUUCAGUCUCUAAAGAGAUAAAGAAGCGCCGUUUAUUUGAAGAAUCAUUAGUUUCUAAUUAUAAGGAAUAUGUAUCUCUUCUAUCAAGAACAAUUAAAGAUGGAUAUAAGUUUCCAGAGAAAUCACAACAACAAUUCCUUUCUAAUAUAUCAUUUUCAUGCAUUUGUCAUUUAUUACUUUCAGUACCUCAUUUUAAUUGUAGAGAUAUGCUUUUAGACAUAAUUUCUACUAAAUUAACACUGAAAAAGACAGAUAUUUCAUUUAAUGAGUGCAAAAAAACAAUAGAAGAGAUAUUUAGGAAUGAUAAACAAGGAAAAAUAAGCUUAGAAAUAGUGAAAAAAUUAACAAUUGCUAUAAAAAGAAGGAAUUAUAAUAUCAAUGACACAAUCUUGAACAUUUUUUUGGAAUUGGAAUUCCUUUCACAAUCCUACAUAACAAUAGAGAAAGAAGUAACUAAUACUCGCAAAAGAAAGCAUGAAAAACCAUUUAUGAGCAAAAAAAUGAGAAAACUAGAGAAGGAAAAAAAAGAAAUAGAAAAUGAAAUGGAUAGUGUCAAAAGAAAUAAUCAAGAAAAAGUAAAGAUUCAAGGAGAAAUAUUAAAAUUAAUAUUUACAACAUAUUUUCAAAUAUUACGAAAUGGUUUAAUAGAUCAUAUAUACGCUUCUUUAAGAGGCUUAGAAAAAUUUUCUUAUCUUAUUAAUGUUGAUUUUUUUGAAGAUUUAUUAAAAUCAUUAAAGGAAUUGUUAGAAAAUACAUUUAGUGUCAGUCUUAACAUAUCAAUAAAAAAUAAUACAAAGGGAGGUCUUUUAUGCAUAGUUGUUGCUUUAAAACUACUUUCUCAACAAGCUCAAAUGAAAGAAAUUAUAAAUCUUGAUUUAUCAGCAUUUAUUUUUCAUUUAUAUUCAAUUAUGAUUCCUAUGUCUUUAAAUACAUAUAUAGAAGCAGAUGCUAUUUAUAAAUCAAAAAAACAGGAGAAUAAUGUAUCAAAUAAUGACAAUUCAUUUACUGGAUUAAGUGAAAUAGAAAUAUUAGAAGAAUGUUUUGAUUAUAUCUUUUUUCAAGAUAAGAACAUGAACGUAUUAAGAGCAGCUGCUUUUAUAAAGCGUCUUUUCACAGUCUUACUUGGAUUUCCUGAAAAAUCUGUUAUAAAAUCUUUAAAUUUAAUACAAAAACUGAUCAAAAAGCAUCCUAAACUUAAUUGUUUUUUAAAUUCUAAUGAAAAACAUGGAGAAGGAAUAUAUAAUGGAGAAAUUGAUAAUCCUGACUUAAGCAAUCCUUAUUUAAGUACAUGUUGGGAACUAGUUUUACUAAAGAAACACUAUUCACCUACAAUAUCUAGCAUUGUAGACAAACUGCUUUGCAGUUAGGAUGAAUAAGAUCAAUUAUAUAAUAUUUUCGAAAUAUUGUACUACA